AUAUUUUGAAUCGCCGCCGGGCCUUCAAUUUCUACAUUGUUUAAAGAAUUCUGUAAAAGGUGGUUGUAGCAUAUUUGCAGACUCCUUUACAGCUGUACAAAGGUUCAAAUCUGCGUAUCCAGCUGAUUUCUUGCUUCUAACUCAAACUCCAUUAACAUUUCACUAUAUAAAUGAUGGUCAUCACAUGCACUAUAAACGUCCCAUAAUAGCUAUGGAUCAAUUCAAUGAAGAAUUUUGUGUAAAUUAUGCACCACCAUUCCAGGGACCUAUCGAAUCACUCUUACCUGAACAUCCAUUGUUUUAUAACGAAGAAAAUGAUAUUAAAAUCUUUCAAUUUUAUCAAGCAUAUAAAAGAUUUUGUUCGUUUAUCGAAGAUGACGAUUUAAAAUUUAAAUUAACACUAGAACCAGGCGAGUUAGUGAUAUUUGUAAAUAGAAGAGUAUUACAUGGAAGAACUUCAUUUGAUCAACAAAGUGGUGAACGACAUUUGAAAGGAGCAUAUUUAGACUUUUGUGAUUUUAAAGAUAAAUUUAGAGUUUUAAAAGCAAAACAAAAGAAACAACAAGAGAGAUGA
Molecule: messenger RNA, 574 nt
Organism: Dentiscutata heterogama
Lineage: Eukaryota; Fungi; Glomeromycota; Glomeromycetes; Diversisporales; Gigasporaceae
Source: the annotation of a GenBank genome assembly